Molecule: messenger RNA, 3557 nt
Organism: Maylandia zebra (zebra mbuna)
Lineage: Eukaryota; Metazoa; Chordata; Actinopteri; Cichliformes; Cichlidae
Source: RefSeq, a predicted model, not a curated record
AGCGACAUGUUCCACGAUCACGCGGCGAUGAAGGUUUCCACGGACGUCUCGUCUCCUCGCCUCGUCCUGCCGGCCGCUCAGGGCCGACCCUCUGUCGGCGGUCUCCUUCAGGCUCGAUUCACCUCGGGCCUCUCUCAGCUGUCAGACUCUCCCCGCCCUCUCCUUCCUCCAUCACGGCCGUCUCCAGCCAGCGUUGAAGCCCCCCGCUCUCUGCAGUGGGCGGGGCCUGGCCCGUCCCCCUUCACGCUGCCCUCCCGGACUCCGGAGCCUUCAUUUAGGACGGUUGGCGUUCGGCGGCUCGGCGGCCCCGUCCCCCUCAAAGAGUCGAUCACUCACGGGAAGGGAGGUUUACUCAUGGACACCGGGCUGUUCGCCGUGCGCUCCUUCCGGGUCGGGUGGGGUCCCGGCUGGACGCUCGCACACUGCGGCAGCCGGCUGAGCUCGCCAACGUCCAAGCAGUUCGAGCACCAAGAACUGACGGCAAAGACUGACUUCAGCUUCCUGCCGAAACCUGCCAGGAGCAAACCACUCACAGAAAGCCCCUACAAGGUAGUGGUGGAGCAGGUGGUGGGUCUGGAGCCUCCCAGAGGGAAAACCAUUGAAGAAGAGGAAGAUGAAGCGAGCCAGGCGGUGCUGCAGCGCCCCCUGGAGAUCUGCCUGAAGCACAGCAUCGUGGAGGUCCCCGACAGCUCCGCUUGCCCUGUGGUGCGACCACAGCCCGGCGUGGCGGCGCUGCACGAGUAUGCCGAGUGGAUCGCCGAGCUGAAAGACAGACGAGGCGACACUGAGCCGCUGCUGGGGUACUGGGCCGAGGUCUGGACUCUGUGUGCCGCGCUGUGGGGCCGGCUGGGCCCCUCGGAUCAGGAGGCCGAGGUGCUCAGCGAGUACGAGCAGCAGCUGGAGAGGAGGCGGAGCUUCUUGGCCUGGCUGUCCCGCGGUGCCUCCCACAGGGUGGAGGAGGAGGUGGCUUUGGCCGGGAAAGGUCACCAUGCCGACGCGGUUUUCAGCUACCUGACGGGAAACCGCAUCAGCGAGGCGUGCCGACUUGCCCAGAAGGAAGGAGACCACCGUCUGUCCCUGCUGCUGUCUCAGGCCGUGGGCUCGCAGUACUGCAGGGACCUUCUCGCCCUUCAGCUCGCCGAUUGGCACCGCAUGCAGACCGACUGCUACCUGCCCGAGGAGCGACUCCGCAUCUUCGCUCUGCUCGCCGGGAAACCGGUGUGGCAGUCCACCGACUCUUUGGUGAACGUGUGCGGCGAGCUGGACUGGAAGCGCUGCGUGGCCGUCCACCUCUGGUUCAUGCUGCCCCCGACUGCCUCUGUGGCCGACGCCCUCGCCAGAUACGAAGCCGCCUUUCAGGGCUUGUGUGAGGCGGGGAAGUACGCCUGUGCACCCCUGCCUCCAUACCUGGAGGCGGAGCAGCCAGAUCUGGAGGAGGCGUCCAAACGGCCGCUGUACGACCUCUGCUUCCACCUGCUCAAACUCUACAGUGACAGACACUACGGCCUGCAGCAGCUGCUGGAGCCUCUCGCCGUCACCUGGGAGCGCCUUGACUACCGCCUGAGCUGGCACCUGUGGGGCGUCCUGCAGGCGCUGCACUACACCCACCUGAGCGCCCCACGGCAGGGCCUCCUCCACGCCAGCUACGCCGCGCAGCUGGAGAGCGCCGGCCUGUGGCACAUGGCCGUCUUCAUCCUGCUGCACAUCCCCGAGCACGCUCAGAGGGAGCGAGCUGUGAGGGAAAUGCUGGCGCUGCACUGCCCCCUGCUGGAGACGGAGGACUCGGUCCGCAGGGAGCGCUUCCUGACCGAGCAGCUGCUGAUCCCGGAGCAGUGGAUCCACGAGGCCAAGGCCACCCGAGCCCACCGCGACGGCAACAGACACCAGCAGGCCCUGCACCUGUACCGAGCCCGAUACUGGAACCAGUGCCACCGCCUGCUGAUCCAGCACCUGGCCUCAGACUGCAUCAUCAACGAUAACCACGACUACCUCCUGGAGUUCCUGGAGGGUCUGGCGCUCCCCGAGCACUGCGCCACCAUCCAGGACUGGGACACAGCAGGGGGCGUUUACCUCGACUACAUCAGAGUCAUAAAGACUCUGCAGGACAUCCAGCAGAUGGAAAACGCCGGCUACGAGCUGGAGCGUCUCUACACCGAUGUGACGUCUCUCUGCAGCAGGAUCGAGCUCCUGCCCUGCCGCACCGCUAAAGACCGCCUCGCCCAAUCAGAAAUGGCGAAGCGCGUGGCGAACAUCCUGCGUGCGGUGCUGAGCCUGCAGCAGGGCGAUACGGCCGACUCCCUCAGCAUCCCGCUCGCCCAGCUGGCGCCGCACAUCAGCCGCCUGCCGAUGCCCGAGGACUACACGCUGGAGGAGCUGCGAGGCCUCACGCAGUCGUACCUGCGACAGCUCAUCGUCAGCCAAUGAGAGCGCAGAGCGGGACGAGAAGCUUCGGCUGCUCAAACGUCUUGAAACUGACCCCAUAAAAGAUGAGGCGAGCAGUGUGUGACCUUUAACCCCACGUCUGUCAGUCUUUUAGCUUGUGCUCAGAUUUAAAACCAAACAGGAAGUGACACGAGAUUUGCAGCGACAGCAGGGAAGCAAUCAGAGAAAAAAGGUUCAAAUACUUCCUGAGUGAUCAUCAGAAUUUAUUCUUCCUCACUUUAUUUUCAAUGAAAUAAAACGAGCUCAAACGUGAUGAAGGGCUGCUGCAGGUUUGACCCGCCCACCAAAGGCCGCUCCACCGCUGACGUUCCUCUGCAGGAGCCUCAGGCUGAGGCUGGAGAUGAUUUUUCCCAUCAAACACCUUCAGUUUAAUCGUUCGGGGUAUUUGUUCUUUUCCAUUCUUUCAUUAGCUUCUCCUGAAACAUCAGGAUCAUUUGAUCCGACUCAAACCUGCUGACUUAAAGCCAACGAAUAAAUAUUAAUAAACAGGAAACUGGGGGAAGAAACGGGACACGAGCAGUUCGGAGUAAACAAAGCUCAAUCUUUAACUUCCAGAAACAGCAGUCUUCUCCUCUUUGUGUUGGACUCGACUCGUUUGACCUCUGACCUUCAGAGAGCGGGUCGACGUGGUGUUUCCCCCUCGGUGGGUUUAGAAGCGGCCGUCUGUGUGUGAUCACAGAGCAGGCGGCGGUGGAUGUGUAAAAUGUUGACGCUCUAUUUUUGUAGGUGUGUUCCUGUGUGGAUGUAACUCAGAUCGUUAGUGUCGCAGCUUUAAAGUCAAGAGUUUCCUCCCAAAGCGAGCCGCCGGCCCGAGGUUUCGCUGUAAUUAUAUAAAUAUUGUAUAUUUUUGGAAAUCAAACGGGAACAUCAGGUCGUUUUUAUCCCUCGAUUAUUAUCAGAUCGGAUGCAAAGUCUUUGGAAGUGAAACUCUGCUUACUCAUUUAUUUUUCUGUUGUAGAUGAACGCCAACGAUGUUUUUGGGUUUUUGUUUUUCAAAGUGAAAUCGGUUGGACUGUUUGAAACUGUCGUUCACUCAGCGAUGCUGCAGUGUGUGUGUGUGUGUCUGCUUGUUUUCCUCAUGUUUGAUAUUUUUAAUAAAGUCAAGUAGAAAUAAA